UGGGGCGCCCGGCAAUACUGAUUCUGUCUGUUGAACGCGCCGGUGGGGAAAAGAAAGGAAAUGGAGCAUGUGUGCGGAUUUCAAAAGUCUUAGCGCCGCGCCGUCGCCCCUCAAAUAAAUACGAAACCGUGUGCCAAACAAAAAUAAAACAAAAACUUUAAAUUCUUCGUCAUAAGUUCAUCGUGUGUUUAUUUGUGCUUCAAAAUUAAAAAAAAUAACAAAUAACUAGAGGCUAGCCGAGCUCACAAUGCACCAGGGCCACAAUGCCACUCUUCAACAAGUCACUGCGAAGUAAAAGCAAUCUGCCAGAACCGGAGUCGGAUUUCGAGCUUCUGCGCCAGCUUCAAGCGCCCCAUGCCGCCAAGAAGCUGGACUCCCUGCCCAUUAUUGCCGAACAGGAGGCGGACGAGUAUGGGCUCGACUUUGCGAACGGGGGUCAGUUGAACAGCACCUGCAAUGAGGGGGACGGAGCCGAUGCCAGAGGCUCAGACGCCUCCAUGGUGUCCAGCAAGUCGAGCUGCUCCCUUUGGUCCAACACCUCGGAGGAGGAGUCGCUCGGCGCCAGCACCCUGAUCACCAGCCAGCCCUCAAACUCCAGUAAACACUUCGACAACACCUACAAGCUGUUGGGCCAGCACCUGGACUCCAAGGGCCAGCGGACGGCGGACAAGAUGCUGCAGUUGCAUGGAUCCGGAUCGGGCACCGACUUCGAUAGCAUCUCGAGCACCAGCUCCUCCAUGUCUGCGAUCGUCAAUGGCACCGAGCCGCCGCCCACCCGCCUGGAACUGGAACUAGAGGCAGUGGAUCGGAUGCGCUGCAUCAUCCGGCAGAUGAAGUCCUCUGGGCCGAGGUCGAAGGACGCCGCGUUGGGGGCUUCAGCCCCCCUGUUGGCCCUGCUGCACGACUUUGCUGCCAAGGGUGAACGCAAGGGUCAGGCCAGUACCCCGGGGACACCGGCCCCCAGUCCCAUCAGUGGUCCCCUGGAGGCGCCGCAGUUCGAGCUGCCUCCUGAGCUGCUGCAGGCCGCCAACUCCGGGGAGCUUAUGUACUACGCCUCGAAGAACGUCGAUGGCACGAACUGUCUUAAGGUUGUUCGCAGUCUGCUGACUAACAAAGUUCUAUGUGGGAACCGCGUUAGCCAGAUGACUCGAGCGUACGAUGACAUUGAAGCCGUGACCCGACUGCUGGAGGAGAAGGAAAAGGACUUGGAGCUGACAGUCCAGAUCGGCAAGGAGCUGCUCACCCAGAACAAUGCCCUCGAGGCCAGGGUCGCCGACCUGGAGGCCGACCUUAAGUCUGCCAACGACGAUCGGGCUCAGUUGGUGCACGAGCUGCACAAGAAAAACGAGCUCAUCUCGGUGCUGACCAACGAUGCAGAUGAUGGCACGGAUGCAGACACGCCCACCAUGUCCAAGUCCAUUACCCUGGACUUGUUGCAGCGGAAAGUAAACACGUUGCUGGAUGAGAACAAGUCUCUAAAGAGUGAGGCCACCCAGCUGGCCCACAAGACGGAUGAGGUGGAGGAGCACGAGCGUCAGCUGAUGGCGGACAUCAGUGCCCAGCUGAACGAUGCCAACUCGCAGUAUGACAACCUCAGCCUCGAGCUGGAGCGCCAGCGGGAGGAGAAUCGUUUGCAGCACGAGCAGAUCGUCAGCCUGACCGCUCGCUUGGCGGAGGCGGAGAUGCGACUGCAUCAACUGACGCAGGACAAUGACGAGCACCUCUCCCUGCUGCACGUGACCAAGGAGAACCAGAAUGCUCUGGCUCUUGAGCUGGUGGAGUUUAAGCAGCGCUAUGAGGAGGUGCUGGCCUUGCUGCAUUCUGCGCAGGAUCAACUAAAGCAGCAGCGCAAGCGAUCCCAACCGCAGGCAAGGAGCUCCUUCCUGGGCGGCAUGGGAACGAGCGGAGCCGGACUGAGCGGUGGCUUCUUCCAGCCCGAUUCGUUAAAAUGCGAACUGAUGGAGUCUUCGAUGUACUCGGAGAAUAGUCUCGACUCGGGCAUUUCUGGCGACAGCCAGAGGUCGGCAGACCGUAUCAGCCGCAUGAUGAUGCAGCUGCCACCCGGCAGCAUGAGCUCCUCCGGAAUGGGCGGCAGUAUCUAUGCCGGCGCCGGAAACGUGCCGCCCUACAAGAGGGUAUUCGACACAGUGCGAUGCGCUGGUAAGACCGGCAACUACAUGGACAGCGGCAAUGUGUCAAUGACCCAGUUGGGAGCCAUGUCGAUGAGCAGCUCCUCGGGCCCACGCAUGGCCUCAAUGGCGUAUCCAGCGGGCUCGUACUAUCGGGGCGGUAGCAAUCAAUCACUGGGCGUUAAAACUCUAUCCAACGAAAGUCUCAACUCCCAGUCCGAUGACGGCUACCCAGCCCAGCCUUCUGGUGUGCCAGGAGCGCCCGGCGCCAAGGAGCUGGAGGCGGCCCUCAAGCGGCUGACGCCAGCGGAGGUUCUGGCCCGCCGUGCAAUGCUCUCCUACGCUCCUGCCGGCACCUAUAACUACGAUGAGCCAAUGACCCACGGAGCUGGGGGAGCAGGACACGAGCGAAACUCGAACUUGCCGCUGGGCGUGCGAACGCCGGACAGUAUUAUGUCCACGGGUUCGUCUGGAAUGUCGGGAUCGUCGAAUCAUAUGUCCGCCUCUAUGUCGCACCAGUGGCGUCUGCCCGAGAAGCUGCAAAUCAUUAAGCCGAUGGAGGGGUCGCAAACGCUGCACCACUGGUCGCGUCUAGCCACGCCAACUCUGAGCGGUUUAUUAGAUGAGAGACCCGGCGUCACAAUUCGAGGUGGCCGUGGAUUGGAUGACUUGGGAAUGCAAGUUUACACGCUGUCGGACGUCGAAGAAGACGUCAGCGAGGAUCUGCCCGGAAAGCAGUUUGAUGCGCCCGGCUGUACCUUCACCUACACCAAUAGCAUGGUUAUGCAUCCGGACGAUGGCUUUGUCAACGACCUUUCCUUCCUCUCACAGUCGCAAAUGUCCUCGCGCAUGGCUUCUACAUCGACAUCGAGACAGCCCAGUUGCCCUGCUACGCCUCGAGCUGGACUUUCGCGCAAGAAUUCUUGCUCCACCUUCUCGGUGAACCUCGGACUCGCUGGAAUGCUGAAUGAGCGAGGAAUUAAGGCAGUGACGCCCAGUGCCCUAAACACACCCGCCGGUCCCAACUAUUCGCCCACGGUGACACCAUGCAACAGCCCUGAAGGAUCACCUCCGCGUGCCCAGUCGCCAGAGCCCCUCUUUGGUCUUCUUUCCUCUGGGGCGGAUCUCAUCCGCCGCAAAAUCGUUGGCGAUCAACACCAACAGCAGCAACAGAAGCAACGAAGCAGUCUUAGCAAGCAGCAGCAACAAAAGAUUAUGCUGUCCCACCUGGAGCGGCGGGCCUUGCGAUCACUGAAUCUGAUUGAGAAGGUGGAGAGUAUUGGACUGGAGAAUAUAAUCAGCGCACAGCGCGGAUUGGGCGCAGGAAUCGCGAACAGGAGCAGCUCGCCACUUAGCAGUGGUAGUUUGCAAAGUCUGCAUACAAGCAGCAACAGCAUUGUGGACGACAUACACUUUGAUCGGGCCCAGAUCAAGGGUGUCCUGCAUCGUGGACUUAAGUCGCCGACGCCUGCAGCAUCGGCAGCAGGUGCUGCUGCCGGAGGCGUUGCCAUAUCCACGAGCAGCAGUACCAGCGCCUAUAAUAGCGACGAUAGCGACGACCAGGGCUUGGUUAUGAAGAUCAAAAGCUCGACGCCAACCACAACAGCGGCAGCACAAAGUCAGCCAACGUCAGGGGCGGGUGCAGCAACGGGGGCACCUGGGGCCACGGCCAGCGAGACGCGACUGAAGCAGAUGCAGCGCCAAAAAUCACGAAGGCAGUUAAAGAACGGCAUGGCUAGCCAAAGACCUGACCUGGGCACCAUUGCCGGGGCCGGAGGAGGCGGCGGCAGAGUGCGUCCCGACUUGGGAAGAGUGUCCGACAACAGCGGCAGCAAGAUGACUGGAAAGCGGGAUGAUGUGAAGGCGGCACAAGAGGAGGAAGCGGCGCCCCAGAGCAUAACACAGGCGUUUGUGGGUUCAGUUAGUUCCCUGCUGUUCGGCCGCAAGGGCGGCUGGCUGUAAAAAUAAGAGCUGAUAUCAUUCACAACCUUAUUCUUACGCUUGCUGGUGACUAUAGUUUAGUUUUAAUCUAAAGAACAGCGCCUUUGCAAGCUGCAAUUAGUUUUUAUUUAAGCACAAUGCGGAACGAGUUAAAUAACGAAUUGUAAUGUAAUCGUGUGUAUUGUAUACUAAGUUUAUUUUUAUUUGCCGCCCAGCCGUAAAAGCCCCACAAAUGCCUGUCAUCGCAACCUUAAGAAACACUGGAAGGAUGUUUUAGUGUUCGUAGCUGUGAUUUGUAAAUACAUUUAGAGGAAUGUUUAUAUUUAGUAGUUAUUAAUCAAGUACUUCGCAUAUUAUAAUUAUUAUUUUUGCUUUAACAAACGGCAUACGUAUAUAGAGGAACAAAACGAUGGCCAGUUUUUUCGUUAAAAACCGAGUUCCAAAGCAGCUACUAUUAAUUUAAACAAUACUUUGCCAAUUUUGUAUUUAUUUUCCUGUGUUUAUUACGACUUAAACGACACCUAGAACGUGUAUACAUUUAUUUUAAUGAUUUCUUUUGGGCUAAUGAUUUAUGUAUAGAGUCGAAGCAGAUGAAAAUUUGUAUAUAAAAAUGAGAGGAACCAAUCUGUAACUUGAUUGUGGCUAAGCAAAAAGGGACAUAUAUUUUUUUACACCCGUAGUCUCCUAUUGCUUUCCACUAGAGGGACUUGUUCCAACCACCCCAAACAUACAUAUAUCACAAAAGCCGUAACUCAAAAUACUAUCGCUUUGAAUCACAAUUUUUAUUUUGGUGCUUUGUGCACUGCCAUACGAAAUACAUCAAAUCUACCGAGAAACUAUUAUUUUUCUAGUCCUUUUCUGGGUCAGUCAGUGCUCGUUUGGCUAUGCGGAAAAUGUAAAGCAUAGUUUUCAAACGGAGCGCACAUCACUAGAAACAAAACAUAUAACGUUGAACAAAUUGUGUGAAAGAAUGCAUACUGGUAGGAACAUUAAUCGAGAACAACAGCAAUAUUCAGUCAAAUAUUUAUUAUUGCUGAUGGUAAGCAAUGCACCGAAGGCUAUCGAAGCAUUAGCAUAAAUUACACACAUGUUAUUGAAACACGAACACACUAUGGCAGUGGCAGUCUAUUAGCUGGAUUCCCAUAUCUAAACGGUGCAAAAUCGAAUUGAAUUAAAUUUUUCUUUUUCCGACUUUAUGAUUUUGAUUCGAGAAUCGAAACUCUCAAGAAUAAGAGAACUACUAUAAAAAUCAAGAAUUAUCAUACUUUAAUGAAACUACUCGUUUUUGAGAAUUUUUGUUUAAAUUCUAUUUGAAAAGGAGUUGGCAUAUUUAAAAUAACACGCCUUUGAGUACGUGCUCCUCAAACAAUAAAUUUAAAGAAAAGGGGAAAACCGAAUGUAAAAGUUAUUAGUUGUAAUUACGAAUAUAUUUAUUUAAAUCUGCAAAAUAAAGAGAACAUCGUUAAACACAAA
Drosophila ananassae is the source of this 5543-nucleotide messenger RNA. RefSeq names its product trafficking kinesin-binding protein milt (gene milt). The coding region runs from base 264 to 4091 and encodes 1275 amino acids. The transcript is spliced from 5 exons. Lineage: Eukaryota; Metazoa; Arthropoda; Insecta; Diptera; Drosophilidae. The record is from RefSeq and is a predicted model, not a curated record.